GAAAUCGACGAAGUUUAGUCGCAUCUGUGAUCAGCAGGCGAUUCAGGGAUUAAUAGUAAAAUAGAGUUUGCGGCAACCCGGCGUUCGACGAUUUGGAGCAAGAAACGAACGAGAACAUUUUCAACGCCACAAACCAGUAACGCUGUGGAGGUAGCCAGAGUGGUUGUGAGUUAAUUGUAAGAGACGAAAAUUCCAAUCUCUUGUAAUCUCCAGCCAUGAACAGCGCACUACUCCUUGCCGUGGUUAUCGGUUUAUUUACAUGCCGCCACGUAGCCGGUUCGCAGGUUCAUCAUAUCCGUGGUGUGCCGAUAUCAAAGACGUCGUUGUACCCGGCUGACCGUGACUUUCAGUGUCUGGAUGGCAGUUUGUUCAUACCGUUUAACCGUGUGAACGACGAUUACUGUGAUUGUGCCGAUGGGAGUGACGAACCGGCCACCUCGGCGUGCUCGAACGGCUCUUUCUUCUGUCACAACCCUGGGCACAGGCCGCAGUACAUUCCGUCUAGCUGGGUGAACGACGGUGUCUGCGACUGCUGCGAUGCAAGCGAUGAGUACGCCUCGGGGAAGUCCUGCGUCGAUAACUGCCAUGAGCUUGGCAAGGAGGCAAGGAUUGAGGCGCAGCGACUCGCUGAGCUGGCUAAGGAAGGUAACAAAAUUCGACUAGAGAUGAUGAACAGAGGUAAGCAGAUUAAGACUGAACAACAAUCGCAAAUCGUUAAACUACGUGCUGAUUACGAGGAGGCAGAGCGUAUCAAGAAGGAGAAGGAGGUGAUUAAGAAUCAGGCGGAGGAACGGGAGAAGAUCGCACUUGAGAAAUAUAAACCUGCCGAAGCUGAAAGAGUAAUCAACGAUCCUGAGGAGGAUGAGAUUAGUGCCAAUGAGGCGGAGGACUACUUUAAUCAUCUUGAUUCUGACUCCAGUGGCACUGUCACUGUUGCCGAACUUCAGGUCAGGCAAACCUUUGAUGUCAACAGAAAUGGAGAGGUUUCUCUAGACGAAGCCAAAUACUUUUUGAACAAUAAGGAAGAAGUUACGCUUCAAGAAUUCUUGGAUUCUGCUUGGGCUAACGUUAAACCCUACGUUAUGCUGGAGGAAGGCACGUUUAAGCAGCCGAAUCAAGAGGAAACUGAAACUGGAGAACACGACGAUCCGGAGCGUUCGAAAGAGGAAGAGGAAGAACAUGAAGCUGAAGGGGAAGAGAAUGCAGAGGAUGCAGAGAUUGAAAGUGAACCUCCAGCACCGCAGUACGACGAAGAGACGCAAAUAUUGAUAAGCGAGGCAGACAAAGGAAGGAGUCACUUUAAAGAUGCUGAAAAUUCUGUCAGGGAUCUUUUGGCGGAAUUGAGGAAACUGGAGGACCAGAUAGAUCGAGAUUAUGGUCCUGAGCAAGAAUUUGCACCUCUGGAUGGACAGUGCUUUGACUAUACUGACCUUGAAUACGUUUACACCUUCUGUCCAUUUGGGAAAGCAACUCAGAAAUCAAAGUCCGGUGGUUCGGAGGUGAUCCUUGGUCACUGGCACGAGUGGGUAGAGUUUAAGGGAAACAGAUAUUCAGCUAUGAAAUUUGAUCGAGGACUGGCUUGCUGGAAUGGACCAACAAGAUCGACGACUGUCCACUUAUCUUGUGGAACUGAAAAUAAAAUUUUAGCUGUAACAGAGCCAAGCCGAUGCGAAUACGCCAUGGAAUUUUCCACUCCUGCUGUUUGUUACGUGGAUGGGAUCGGUGAUACGCACGACGAACUCUAAUCGAUUAUUAUUUAUCGUGAUAAAAAGAUGAAGAUAAUUUUUAAUUAAGGAAAAUAACAAAGAAAAAUAUCAGACACUCACUGUCGAAAUUGAGGGACUACAAAUCAUAGUUAAAGUUACUUAUACACUGUACAGAUGAUCAUCGAUGAAAAUCUUAUUUAAUCUCGUCGAUCAAUUCUGACCACCUAACAUGUUAGAAAACAGUAGAUUUGCUAUAAUUCUUUUGUGCUAAUUAUGUAAAGUAUAACUGUAGGCUGUUUAGGAAUGAAUUGCAUUUUGCUAGUAUGAACGAAAUAACUUGACGA
Diprion similis is the source of this 2050-nucleotide messenger RNA. It is a transcript of the gene GCS2beta, whose product is annotated as glucosidase 2 subunit beta. Gene Ontology annotation, molecular function: protein binding. Gene Ontology annotation, biological process: N-glycan processing. The transcript is spliced from 2 exons. Gene Ontology annotation, cellular component: glucosidase II complex. The record is from RefSeq and is a predicted model, not a curated record. The coding region runs from base 216 to 1745 and encodes 509 amino acids. NCBI's taxonomy places the organism in Eukaryota, Metazoa, Arthropoda, Insecta, Hymenoptera, Diprionidae.